Messenger RNA from Mytilinidion resinicola, 1995 nucleotides. RefSeq lists its product as uncharacterized. Lineage: Eukaryota; Fungi; Ascomycota; Dothideomycetes; Mytilinidiales; Mytilinidiaceae. The annotation marks the transcript as partial. The record is from RefSeq and is a predicted model, not a curated record. The transcript has 3 exons.
AUGGAAUCUCUUGCGGUCCUUGGCCUGGCUGCUAACAUCAUACAAUUUGUCGAUUUCACCUCAAAGCUUUUCUCGCAAUCCACCGCGAUAUAUCGAUCCAUCAAUGGCGUAUCCGAAGAGACACAAGAGAUGAUCACGAUCGCGACCGGACUUCAAACACUCUGUGCGCGUCUGACCUCAACACCAUCGACGAAUUCGGCCGGGUAUCCUAUGGAUGAUGAGCUCAAGUCUCUGGCACAGCAAUGUAAGGCAGCUGGAGACCAAUUGGUAGCCGCUCUCCACAGUCUGAAGGCUACGGGGACUCACAGGAAAUGGGCGAGCUUUACUACUGCGUUGGCCAGUGUAUGGAAGCAGUCCAAGAUUGAAGCGAUGAAAAAGAAACUGGAAACCUACAAAUCGCAACUUUCACUUCAGCUCACGAGGCAGACCCAAGCUAUGUUGCAGUAUGCUUCCAUCUACUCAACGGAGCUUGCACACCAGCCCCAGGGACAAAAUCCCAUAAAGACACGCAAGAAAAUGAAAGAUAACACCACUCCAGAACAUUCUUCGAUAUCAGCCAGCUGUACCCAUCCUCCGGAACCACUCGACAUUACUGUAGAGGCCUCAAAGCUCUUAGAAAUCGAGGAGAGGGGCAACAAAACCGUAUCAUCUCUGAUCAUAUUAAGAAGUCUUUGUUUCCCAACAAUGAGAUUUCGACACUCAAAAAUUGCGGAUGCCCAUCCAGAGACAUUUCGGUGGAUUGCCUCGACCUAUUUCAUUCCUUGGCUCCAAGCUGAUGACGAUGCCAUAUUUUGGAUCAGUGGCAAGCCGGGGUCUGGUAAAAGCACGUUGAUGAAAUAUUUGGUGGAUGAUCGCGAAACCACAGCCAAUCUCCGUUUGUGGUCUGGAACGAAAGAAUUAGCUAUGGCGAGCUUCUUCUUUUGGAUCGCUGGGACCGACUUGCAGAAAUCACAAGAAGGCUUGUUACAGUCCUUAUUGUAUCAGGUACUCAGGAAGCACCCAGAUCUUGUCCCUAAGAUAUUUCCGUCGCGCUGGGAAGAAGACACUCUUCACGACGAAAGUGAGACAAACAUUCCAUGGACCCGUCAAGAGCUUCUGGGGGCUUUCCGGCGGCUUAAAGAACACCGAAUCUCAUCCACGAAAUUUUGCUUCUUCAUUGACGGCCUGGAUGAGUAUGAAGGCGACCACCAAGAUCUCAUCACUGUCCUCAAGAGCUUAGUGAAUUCGUCAAAUGUCAAGAUCUGCGCUUCUAGCAGACCUUGGAAUGUCUUCGAGGAAGCUUUUGGCGCUGAUCCGAUACGCAAAGUCUACCUACAAGAUGUGAACCGCGACGAUAUUCGAACUUAUGUUCAUACCAAUCUUGUGCAACGUCCCGAGUUCCAGAAACUAAUUGAAAGGGACCCCCGGGGCGAAGAAAUCGCACGAGAAGUAGUCGAUAAAGCUCAGGGAGUGUUUCUGUGGGUAUUCCUAGUAGUACGUUCGCUAGUGGAAGGGCUUCAAAACUCCGACAGGAUCAUAGACCUCCAACGACGUCUUAGACAAUUUCCUAGCGAUCUGGAGGCCUUCUUCAUGCACAUAUUCACCUCACUUGACAGCAUCUAUCAGGCUCAAACUGCACGGGCAUUUCAAGUCGCCAUUGCAACGACCGAGCCUUUGGCCCCAAAAAUCUACUGGUUUCUCGAUAUGGAGGAAGAGGAUCCCGACUUUGCACUGAAGAUGGAACAAAUACCCGAAAGCUCUGCAGAACUUCAUUUUAGGACGACUGAGAUACAAAAGAGGCUCAACGGAAGAUGCAAAGGACUUCUGGAGAUUACUGCGGACGAAGAGCUAGAGCUGCCGUUUCUAAAGCGAGACGACGUGAAGCGAGUAGAUUUCUUGCACAGAACUGUGAAGGACUUCCUCAUGAGCAAGGAUAUGCAGACGCUCCUGUCAAGCUGGGCUGGCACCACAUUUGACGCAAAUAUUGCUAUCUGCAAAACUCUGCUCGCUCAGAUU